Penicillium brevicompactum is the source of this 354-nucleotide messenger RNA. Its product is annotated as reverse transcriptase. Lineage: Eukaryota; Fungi; Ascomycota; Eurotiomycetes; Eurotiales; Aspergillaceae. Bases 1 to 354 code for a protein of 117 amino acids. The transcript has 2 exons. The record is from RefSeq and is a predicted model, not a curated record. Gene Ontology annotation, molecular function: catalytic activity.
AUGGCAGAACACGUGGUAGUGGGAGACAUGAAUGCACACUACCCGCUGCUGGAAAUUGCGGAUGCUUACGAUCUUGAAUUGAUCGCGGAGGAGGGGAAAGCCACCUGGACUCGAAACGAUCAGUCGUCGGUUAUCGAUCUUACCUUUAUUAGUUCAAGUCUCUCUAGUAGGCUAAUCCUCUGCGAGAGGGCGGACGACGUUGAAUAUUCGUCCGACCACUUUCCUAUUAGAACAGUGCUUGAUAUUGAAACGCUAAUACGCCUACAGGAGAAACGGAGAAAAUGGCAUGCCACUGACUAUGCUAAGCUCAUUCAGAAGAUCGAAGAAAGGCUAUAUGUAGAAGAUCUAUCCUAA